GUACAGGUAUGAUCUCCAAACCCAGUCAUGAUCUUGAAGUCUCUCCCUCUCAUCAUCAUUCUUCAUCUUCCCUCCUCCUCAUCAUCUUUAUCAUCCUCAACUUAUCUUCCCCUUUCCUUGUUGUUGUUGUUGUUUGUUGCCCUUUGCUUAUGAGAUGAGAAUGACUUUCACAUGUAACUUGUACGUAGCAACGUGCUGAUUACUUUAUAUAUAAAACUUUUCCACUAUUUUGAUUAUUCAAAUUUAACUUUUCUAUUGAUUGUGAUUAACUAAUCCAGUUUAUACUAUUUAAAAAAGGUGUCAAUAUGUAUUCUAAUCAUUAUCAUGAUUAGAUUGUGAACUUUUCCGCCAAAUUGUUCAACAAUUUCAAUCAAAUAUUUGAUUGUUGUUUCUGUGUAAUCACAAAUGGAUACAAUGAAAUUAAUGGAAACCAAUUUAACUACAACUAAACAACAAUCAACAACUUAUCAUGACAAUUUAAAGAUUAACAUGAUGAGACAACAGAUGAACUCAGGUUCAGGAUUAACUUUGAAUUAUUCAGGGGAUGGCGAAGGUACUUUAACCAGGAAACCAGGGAAUAUCAGUUUUCUGGCCAACGGAGGUUCCUUGCCGAGAUCAAUGGCUCUCUAUUCAAAGGAAAAAGUCAAUUCAUCAUGUAAUGAUAAGAGUAGUGUUGGUCAGCAGCAAAUUAAUGGUUCUUGUCAACAGUUGUCAAAGGUAACAACUUCAUCAAAGCAUCAACAACAAUCAUCUUCAUCAUCAUCAUCAGCCCAACAAUCAACUAAUAGUAAUAAGAAAGAAUCUAGAUUAACUAAAACAAUAACCAGUCCGUGUUUACGAAAGUUAAGAUCAACAUUGUUUCCCGGUUCUCGUGAUUCUCGUCGAGCUCCAAUUUCUGUUAAUAAUUCAACUGGAUUAGAAUCAUCAACAAUAUCUACUUCUAAUAAUGGACCUUCUGAUUACCCUGUUGGUGAAGAUAGUGAAGAUAAUGUUAACAAUAAUGAAAAUAACGAGGAAAUUGAUGAGGAUGAUAUUAUCAAUCCUCCAUUAACAACUCGAAGUCUAUCAACACCAGCCCUUAAUUUACAGUUAACAAGCCAACAAUCAGUAUCAUCUUCAGGUUCAACAUUUGAUUAUCGUCAAUAUCCUUCAUCUACACUCUCACAUUCAUCAACACUCCUUAAUCAUCAUCCAAAUCAACAAAUGAUACCAAUAAUGGCUAAUUCAUUAUGUAAUCAUUACUCUGGAAAUAUGAUUUACAAUAAUCAACCUCAUCAUCUAGCUCAUCAUCAACAGCAGCAGUUUAACAACAAUGAUUCAGUUUAUCUGAGAGAUAAUUAUGAUCAUCUUGGAAAUUCAAGAACUUAUCUUCCCACAAUCGGAGCAUCAUCAUCAUCAUCUUGUAAUUAUGCUUAUCCUCAUCAAGUGUAUUCUAAUCAGCAGCAAAGUGGAUUACCUUAUCAUUUGUAUCAUCAACAGCAUCUUGUAACAUCAACAUCAACAUCAACACCAACACGAGCCAACGGAAACAUCAACAGCCAACAACAAGCUCAGUGUUCAUCAAUUAAAGUUGAUUCAAAUUGUCAACGAUUAACUAAUGGUAAUGUUGAAGAUAUUUACACUAAAAGUCAACAAACAAUCAGUCAACAACAACAACAACAACAAUAUCACCAUCAACAGCCAACAAUUAAUGCUAAUCAAUCACAGCAUCGAUUCGUUGAGGUUUGUAGGCCAAACGAAUUGCGUCCGGACGAUAAUUAUCAAACAGUAUCUUCAUUAUCAUCUAAUACAAUUAAAAUGAAUCCAAAAGGUAAUAACAACACCACGAAAUCUUCAAACGGACAAGAUUCAUCAACGGCCAUUUUAGGUUCUCAUAUUGUCGUAGUUUCUUCCUAUGAGAAUAAUCAAAAUCAUGGAUUAACUGUAAAAAAUUCAUCAUCUACAUCUAAUUGUGGAAAUGAUAAUAAUAAUAAUAAUAAUAGCACUUCAAUGGAUGUGAAUUCUCAUCAUCGUAAUUGCCAUCGAUCACCGGACACUCCUUUAUCCAUUGAUGAUGAAUGUAAAACAGACAAUGCUCUUAAUCAUAUGAUUGUUUCAUCAAGUUCACCUGAUUUAGCUUAUAAAUCAUCAUCAUCUGAUUCAGGAAGAGGAACCAGAACAUCAGAAUCAGGUUCAGUUGAGGCUCAAAAUUCAACAUCGAUCAGUCCACCUCUCGAUAUAACAAGCCUUGAUUCUGAUCAAACAGAUUCUCAUGGGACAGAAUUGACUAAACAAAAACAGCAAACAAAUUAUUCCAAUGGUCAUCUUAAUAAACCAUCAACCUCACAAUCAUCAACAUUGGACAAGAUGCAAGCUGAUUUACAGAAAAUUCUUGACGAAGAUGAUGAACUGACCUCGGAUGGUGGAGGAUGCGGAGGAAACAUCGGGAUAAACAUUUCCAAUGGGUUAGGUUUAUCAUCGUUGAAAAAUCAAUGCAUGAGAUUACCUGUUGUACUUGAAAGCGAUUCAUGGGUUUCCGAUUCAUCUAAAACCGUCGAUGAACCUGAAACUAAAAACUCAAUGAAAAAAAGUGAUUCAAAUGGAGUCAAUAAGAAAAUAGAUUCAACAACAUCAACAUCAACACCACAACAACAACAGCACCAAAAAACGCAAUAUCAACUCGGCUCAGCGACAGUUAACCAAAACUUAUUAACACUCAAUGGAAAAGGUGAAAUCAAUGGUGUUAAUAUAAACAAAAAUGGAUUAAUGGUCAAUAGUAAGAAAGUUUCAAUGUCGGGGGACAAGCUACAACUGACCAGUGUCAACAGUCACAUGGCCAAUGGUAAUUGUAACACUGCCACGAGCUCCAACACCAAUGGUCAAGUUAAACAAACUCUAGGGGUCAAAUCUAAAUUAGCAUCGACUAAUUCAUCUAAUGGCCGGUACAAUACCUUGAGUAACGGUAAAGGUUACGGUAAAUUGUCGUCGAGUAAAAAAUGGCGAAAUCCAAAUAUGGUUCCAGAGGAAACUGGAUCAGUGACCACAAUCGGAUUAGAAUCGGUUGAUGAUGUGGACGAUCUGACCAGUGAAUAUACCGCAAACACGGACGCCUGGGAAACAAAUAACGAUAAUGUUCAUGUGAGGAAACAAUUGUCAGGAUUGGAAAACAUGUACUCCGAGAUACUCAAUCUUCUUGGUUCCCGAAUGCAUGGAGCUAAAAAAUCAAUGCAUCAUUCAAGUUCUGGUAAACUGAAUCGUCGGAUAAGUGGAUCGGUAUCUUCGCUGUCCGUUGCUAGUCGAGAUGCUUUCUACAGUCGUAACAAUAGACACUUCAAUCGACGAGAAGAUUUUGACUCUAAAGGAGCUCGACGAUUGAAACGAUUGGAAGGCCAUGUGAUUACAUUAGCACGAAGUGUUUCCCAACUUUCUUCCGAAAUAAGGUCGAAUCAGUGUUUGAUCGAAGAUGUUCAAACUUUACGAAAAGAUGUCGACCGAAUCCACGAGCAGUUACGAUGCUUUAAAACGACACCUCUGGUUGUCGACGGUGGAACAAAACGAUCAACAAGCAACAUGGGACCAGAUCCUAAGGAUUCAUCGGAGAAAUUGAGAUCUGAAGUAAUCGGAAAUACCAAAAACAAUAAGCUCGAUAAAAUUAAAAGAUUUUUCGGUGAUGAGCCUCCACUCCGACAGUUCCUUAAAAAACUAGGCUACGAGAAAUAUACUUCUAAAUUUGAUAGUGAAAAAAUUGGAUUAAAAGAGUUAUCAGCUCUUAAUGAGGAGAAAUUAAUCAAAUUAGGAAUCCCCAUGGGUCCACGAGUUCGUAUCCUUCAGGAACUGAAUAAACUUCAACCACCUCAUUCAAAUAUUUAUCUUGUUUAAAUUGUCACAAAAAUCAUCACUUUAAUCAUUCAUCAUCAAACUUUUUCAUUGUAAUAACUUUCAAAAUCAAAUUGUUAACUGAAUUAAAUUUCAUUUCUUUUUUUUUGUCUAAUUAUUUUGUCUCAUUUAC
Molecule: messenger RNA, 3988 nt
Organism: Panonychus citri (citrus red mite)
Lineage: Eukaryota; Metazoa; Arthropoda; Arachnida; Trombidiformes; Tetranychidae
Product: probable serine/threonine-protein kinase DDB_G0282963
Molecular function (GO): protein binding
Source: RefSeq, a predicted model, not a curated record